GUUCACGCACGCUCACGCGGACUCCUCACGAAGGUUUUGCUCCGACUAAAAAAGAACCCACAGGUCACGGAGUUUUUCUUUCUCUGUCGAUUUCGCAGAAAUACGAGAUGCAUUUGAGCUGGGUCUAGUUGACUGAAAUUACAUUUUGUUGUCGAUUAUUGAGUCGAAUUGCUGUCUGUGGCGAAGGACGAGGAGUUGAGAGUCAGCUAUCUGGUUUAGGAAGCGGCGCUUUGGCAUCGCCACAUCAACGCUUCACUGGGAGUGCUGUGAGCAGCCUGACGAUCGCAGCUCUUCAAGGUGAAUAAUGGUCAGCAGGAUCGCCAUGACAGGACAUCAGUGAAAGAAGACCUCGUAAGCGCGUCCAGAAUCCUGUUGAGCAACUCUUCGACUUCCCCUUGACCAGUUUUUAUUGCAUUUUCUUUUGUCCACCAUGGGCUCCCGUAGUCAGGGAUUCCUCCACCAUCACCACCACCACCACCACCACCAGCACCACAGGACCUCCAUGGUGCCGGCCACCAUCCCCCGCCUCGUGCCCGAGUCCAGCAGCCUCCUGGGGGGCAUCGCCCAGAUCACGCCCUCCCUGUUCCUCAGCCGGGGCAACGUGGCGUCCAACCGCAGCCUGCUGCUCUCCAAGGGCAUCACGUGCGUGGUCAACGCCACCAUCGAGCUGCCCAACUUCAACUGGCCGCACGUGGAGUACGUCAAGGUGCCGCUGGCCGACGCGCCGCACUCGCCCAUCGCGCUCUACUUCGACAGCAUCGCCGACAAGAUCCACAGCGUGGGCCGCAAGCGCGGCGCCGUGCUCGUCCACUGCGCGGCCGGCGUCAGCCGCUCGGCGUCCCUCUGCCUGGCCUACCUCAUGAAGUACCACCGCGUGUCGCUGGCCGAGGCGCACGCCUGGGUCAAGGCCCGCCGGCCGGUCAUCCGGCCCAACGGCGGCUUCUGGCGGCAGCUCAUCGAGUACGAGCGCAAGCUGUUCGGCCGCAGCUCGGUCAAGAUGGUGCAGACGCCCUACGGCGUGGUGCCCGACGUCUACGAGAGGGACCGCAGGAACCUGGUGCCCUACUGGAGCAUGUAG
Sardina pilchardus (European sardine) is the source of this 1078-nucleotide messenger RNA. RefSeq names its product dual specificity phosphatase 14 (gene dusp14). Gene Ontology annotation, molecular function: MAP kinase tyrosine/serine/threonine phosphatase activity. Lineage: Eukaryota; Metazoa; Chordata; Actinopteri; Clupeiformes; Clupeidae. The record is from RefSeq and is a predicted model, not a curated record. Bases 431 to 1078 code for a protein of 215 amino acids. Gene Ontology annotation, cellular component: cytoplasm. The transcript is spliced from 2 exons. Gene Ontology annotation, biological process: protein dephosphorylation.